CGAAACGGGACCAAACAAUUCGCUAAAGAAUUAAUUGGCUGAAGAGUUGAUCAACUGAAAAAUGUUCCAUAAAGUGUUUCUCCUGCUGUGUUUUCUUCAACUUAGUAGUGCGUGCGGUGUAUGGUUUGAUGUUGGACACGCUUGCGUUGGCACGAGGGAUAAUAGCUUCCACGAAUUAACCUACAACGGACCAAGUUCAUUUGUUGGUGCAGUUAAAUUGGUUCACACUUCAGGUUAUGUUUCAAACAGCGCGGCAAAGAAAGGCUCAUACUGGGGAGGAAACACUGUCACAGCUCUUGCAAUGCUCAUCACAGACGACUUGAACCGCAUCGUCUACCCAUCAACCCGCGUGACCACCGUAAGCAGCAAUGGUUGGUACAAAUUGCCAAGAUACACCGGGGUAUCGCCUAACCUGGUGUUCAGCGAUACCGGAGCACCCCAGUAUUUCGAGAAAGGCAACAAAAUCAGAAUUUGGUAUGGGGAAGACUGGAGCGGAUUUACAGAAAGCGACAAUCAUGGCAAAGCCUGCAUGCGAGUGUAUUUUCACUUGACCGGAUGUUAACGUUUAUAUUAGCAUCAUUAAAAUGAUUUUGAAAUGAAAAAUUGUACGCAUUAUUAUAUUCUUUAGUUCAAUCAAAGUUGAACUCU
Messenger RNA from Dendronephthya gigantea, 648 nucleotides. RefSeq lists its product as uncharacterized. Bases 62 to 562 code for a protein of 166 amino acids. The record is from RefSeq and is a predicted model, not a curated record. NCBI's taxonomy places the organism in Eukaryota, Metazoa, Cnidaria, Anthozoa, Malacalcyonacea, Nephtheidae. The transcript has 2 exons.